Messenger RNA from Nycticebus coucang (slow loris), 3501 nucleotides. RefSeq names its product ovochymase 1 (gene OVCH1). Gene Ontology annotation, biological process: proteolysis; acrosome reaction. Gene Ontology annotation, molecular function: serine-type endopeptidase activity. The record is from RefSeq and is a predicted model, not a curated record. NCBI's taxonomy places the organism in Eukaryota, Metazoa, Chordata, Mammalia, Primates, Lorisidae.
AUGGGCGCGCUGGUCGGGGCCGGCUUCUUGCUGCUUCUGGUCGUCGGCGUCUCUCGAAGCCGGGGACUCAAGUGUGGAAUUCAUGCAGCUGAUCUGAAAAGGAAGGAACCAGCUGUGGAAUCUGGGGUCUUCUCUAGAAUUAGUCACUGGAGAAAUUCAGCAGUGGGCGGCCAUCCCUGGCAGGUCUCCCUGAAGCUAGGGGGGUACCACUUCUGUGGAGGAAGCUUGAUCCAGGACGAUCAGGUCGUGACAGCAGCACACUGUCUGGUUAGCCUCAAUGCGAAGCAACUUAAGACUUUAACUGUGACUUCUGGAGAGUACAACCUCUUUCAAAAGGACAAGCAAGAACAGAACAUUCCUGUCUCAAAAAUUAUCAUCCAUCCUGAAUACAACAGCCUUGCAUUUAUGAGUUCUGAUAUUGCACUGCUGCAUCUAACUCACAAAGUGAAAUUUGGAAAUGCUGCUCAGCCCAUCUGUCUUCCCAACAGAGAUCAUAACCUUGAAGCAGGGAUUCUUUGCAUGGCCAGUGGAUGGGGUAAGAUUUCAAAGACAUCAGAAUGUUCAAAUGUCCUACAAGAAGUGGAACUUACCAUCAUGGAUGACAGAACGUGUAACACAGUGCUCAGGAGAAUGAACCUCCCUGCUCUGGAAAGGACCAUGAUAUGUGCUGGUUUUCCUGGUGGGGGAAUGGAUGCCUGCCGGCGGGACUCUGGAGGUCCACUGGUGUGUAGAAGAGAUGGUGGAAUCUGGACUCUUGCUGGGAUAACUUCCUGGGUAGCUGGUUGUGCUGAUGCUUCAGCUCCUGUGAGAAAUCACCACAGGAAGGAAUCCCUCGGCAUUUUCUCCAAGGUGCUUGAGUUGAUGGAUUUUAUCACUCAAAACAUGAUCACAGAUUAUAAACCUCAGGGGACAGUGUUAUUUGGGGAAAGUGCAAAGAUUAUUUACCCCUAUUCCGAAGAAGACAACUAUUCUCAUAAUUGGUCAUGUAUCUGGAAAAUAAUAAUACCAGAAAAUAAAAUUGUCUUGAUAAAAUGUACGAGUUUAGACAUAGAAAAUCAAGUUGGAUCUUUACAAUCAAGUAAUGGGGUGCUGAUUAGUAAGGUCUGUGAAGAUACAGAGACUAGGGAGGCCACAGUUACGUUUGUUUCUGAUACAGAGAACAGUGGCAACAGAUUUAACCUUACCUUUACUGCUGCACGGAACUCAGAAGCAGGUUGUUGGAGUGUGGCCGUGUUGGUAGAAGGGACAAUUCACUCUGCUGAUUAUCCUGACUUGUAUCCCAGCAAUGUGCAGUGUCAGCAGCUCAUUCAUGCUCCAGACAAACGCCCGGUAGAGUUGACGUUUGAGGCCUUUACAGUUGAAUUUAACCCAAACCGUAUUUAUGAUGCUGUUGUGAUUUAUGGUGAUUCCAAAGAAGAGCACAAGUUGGGUAAACUUUGUAGACUCUUGAACACUCUGAUAUUCAGUCCUAUUAUGGUGGUACAUUUUAAAAAUGAAGGUGAAAAUGAUUUCUGAGUCUUUAAGGCUGGAUUCAACUUUUUGCCUAUAGACAGCUCAAAUAAAAAUGAACCAAGGUCACCUCCCCAAACCAUUCCUGUGUCUGCUACAAAACCUAUUCCAUAUGGCAUCUGUGGCAUCCCUCCAUUUAGUCCUCAGUGGCUUUCCAGGAGAAUUGCAGGAGGGGAAGAGGCCUGCCCCCACUGUUGGCCAUGGCAGGUGGGUCUAAGGUUUCUAGAUGAUCACCAAUGUGGAGGUGCCAUCAUCAGCCCAUCAUGGGUUCUGACUGCAGCUCACUGUGUGCAAUCGAAAAAUAAUCCCUUCUCAUGGACUAUUAUUGCUGGGGACCAUGACAGAACACUGAAGGAAUCAACUGAGCAGGUGAGAAGGGCCAAACGCAUAAUUGUGCAUGAAGACUUUAAUAUAGUAAGCUAUGACUCCGACAUCGCCCUGGUACAACUGAGUUCUCCUCUGGAGUAUAAUUCAGUGGUGAGGCCAGUGUGUCUCCCACAUGGCCCAGAGCCUCUGUUUUCCUUGGAGAUCUGUGCUGUGACUGGAUGGGGAAGCAUCAGUAAAGAUGGUGACCUAGCAAGUCGUUUACAGCAGAUUCAAGUGUCUGUGUUCGAGCGAGAAGUCUGUGAACACAUUUACUAUUCUGCUCACGCAGCAGGGAUCACAGAAAACAUGAUCUGUGCUGGCUCUGCAGCAUCUGCAGGGAAAGAUUUCUGCCAGGGAGACUCUGGAGGUCCAUUAGUGUGUAGACACGAAAAUGGUCCCUUUACUGUCUACGGCAUCGUCAGCUGGGGAGCUGGCUGUGUCCAGCCAUGGAAGCCAGGAAUAUUUGCCAGGGUGACCGUCUUCUUGGACUGGAUCCACUCCAAAAUCAAAGGUCCUAUUUCACCUCAGACUAGUAAUAAAAGCAAAACUUUAGAACAACAAUUGCCACCACUCAUACUUUCAACAGAUAGGACCUCAGGGCCAGAUGAGUCCAAAGGCUUUUUUUCAACUCCAGGCUAUCCGCUAGAUUACAGAGGAAAGCUGGAAUGUUCUUGAGUACUCAGAGUUUCACCAAACAGUAUGGCAACAUUUACUGUUGAGCAUCUGUUGCUCCCUGCUCGUGUGUGUGGAGACUCAGUUCUGACCAUUUAUGAAGAAAGCCACAGUGGGAGAAGGAGGGCAGGUAAAUUAUGUGGGAGAAUGCUUUACCCAGUGAUUUUCAUGAGCUCCGCACCACUGGUAAGAGUGACAUUUCUGACAUUUCAUUCCCUUGUCCAAGGUGCUUUUGGCAUAAACUAUGUUGUCUUCUAAGUCUGAGGUAUGUAAAAUAAAAAGGACAGUAAAAUAACCAGACCUUCCUCAAAUUCAAACCAAGAACAUAUGGUCGCUUUUGUGGACUUUCUUCCACAAGCCAGUAAGAGUCAUAGAGAUGCCAAGACAUCCCUUUGGAGCCACGACAUGAAAAAGGAGAAAUGGGAACAAAAACAAUGUAAGAAUAUUCUUGUUGAUAAAUUAUAUUUUCUCAACAAAAGAGACCACUUAUUAGGCAAAUGGGGGUUAGUAGCCCCUUUAAAUCACAUCAUUUACCUUGACGUUACCAACUUCCAGAUGAAGCUGAGAACCUUAGCCUGCCCCUUCCUGAUGUCCAGUAUUGGAUCUGGUUCCAUUGAGAUCACAUCUCCCAGUUAUCCUGACAUUAAUCACAACAUGCUGAAUGGCAUUUGGACUUUUUCUUCUAUUCCAGGAGAUAAAAUGAAGGCAGUGAUUAAUAUUUAUGACAAGAUCAGCAAUCAAUAUUAUUUGAAUAGUGCUCGACAAAAGACAUUUGAUACAAAAAUAAGUGGAAUAAAUGGCCCUGAAUCUGAGAAGAGCUUGAUAACUCAGUCCGGAGAUUACCUCUCCCUUUCCGGAGAAACACAGUCCACUCCAGCCACCGUUAACACCUGUGUUAAGUUUCCACCUCCUUUCGGCCUAGACACGCCCCUUCAUCUUGACCACGCCUCUUGA